CGUCAGUAUUCUAAAACUCCAACCAAUAAUGCUGUAUCCUACUUUUUAGGAGAGCUAAUCUUAAGCAAACAACGUUUUCUUACAACGAGGACCUUUACGGUGCAGCUGGCGUGUCCGAGCUUGCCACUGAUUUCACCGACCUCGAAAGAGGAUAUAAACAUGCCUCCCCCGAGUUCAUCUCAACUUCUCGAAUACGAAUUGUGUUCCUCGCUCACCAAGAAACAUUCCAAAGCAUACAAGCCUUUCUUCGACUUUUGGUAUCGCGUCUGACUUUACAGAACGGUUAUAAAUUAUACAAGAGACCUAGGACAUCUACCUAUUCCAUCGACUCAGUCUACGGUCUAUUUAUCUUGGUAUUUACAAUCGUUCUCGAUUUCAUACGACAGUUUAGCGACCCCGACCGUAAGUCAAUCGAUCAAUAACAUGAUUAUCGACCUGAUCAGCUGACAUAUUUGUUAAGUAAACACCCUUUUCAAUCAGGUCACAUUCAUCAUGAAUCAAAUGCUGGACUUUGACUUCGAUUACUCGGUUCCCGAAAUGGCGGAUGUCUUGACCACAUCUACAACCUCUACUACAGCCCCUGACAAUCUCGAGAAGCUCAAGAAGCGGAACGAGGAGCUGGAACAGGUUAACUCCGAGUUGCUUGGCCUACUCAAGAGUUUCAAGGAUGAGAUGAAUGAACUGAAAGAGAACCUGGAGAGUACCAAACAGGAGAUCAAGUCUACCCGAACCCACAACGCCCGGUUGCAAGGCGAGAUAUCGAGUUUGGGCAAGCGACGCCGUACAGCUGUCAAGACAAAAAGCAAGGAUUUGGAGCUUUCCCAAGCCGCCGAGAUCGCGGAACUCAAGGAGGAGUUGGCACAAGCCAAGCUCCGAGAAUUCUCAGUACCGCGAUCAGACACGAGCAACGCGUCCAGUGCAGAAGAAUUUUCAUUCUUCUUUAGAGAUUCUAGCGCGUCAAGCAACUCGAGACAGGGCAGUGUCGAAAGCUCCAGGCCCAGAAAGAGACGUAGCCCAGGAGUAGAAAGCUGGGACAAUUCCCUGGAUGUGCUCCAGUUUGGCACGGGGCCGGGUAAUCAACAGAAUGCUUUGUUUAGCCAAGCACUCCAGAGAGACCAGAAUCAGCAAAGUGUCUCGAUGGCUUCAAUGGCCCAAUUUGGCGGAUUCGCGGAACAACAGUCGAUGUCGGGUUACCCGCAACUCUACAAUCAUGAACAGAUGGAGGGACAGCAUAACCAGAUGUCCUGGGGAACUGGGUAUCCUCCAAACCUUCAGCCUCGUCAGGGAAAUGGUAUGCCUUCAUGCCCGAAGUUCCCCGCGGCAUAUCAAGCCUCACACUGGAGUUUCUAAGCCGCAGGAUCCUACAGGUUCCUGUUACCAAGACCUUCGCCGGGUCGGAUUAUUGGUAUUAAUGGUAUAUCCAUUGGAUAUGUUUUCUGGCGAAUCAUAGCGAAGGGAUUUUACUUAAUUAUUUUCUUUUUUAUUAGGGAUUAGAUUGGAUGCCCAAGAGUAGAUUAAUGUAAUGAUAGCGACGAUAAUUAAUAAUAAUAAAUAAAAC
This is a messenger RNA of Daldinia loculata, 1558 nucleotides long. RefSeq lists its product as uncharacterized. The record is from RefSeq and is a predicted model, not a curated record. Lineage: Eukaryota; Fungi; Ascomycota; Sordariomycetes; Xylariales; Hypoxylaceae. The coding region runs from base 493 to 1350 and encodes 285 amino acids. The transcript has a single exon.